AUGGGGCGGAGGAGGAAGACGCUGCACGACUACGCGGCCGAGUUCUCGGAGCUGUCGGUGCGGCGGGAGCCGGCGGGGCCGAGCCCGGCGGGCUCCGUGGAGACGCUGUUCUGCACCCCGUGCCAGCUGCCGCUGAGGGUGCGCCGCGACCGCAUCCUGGAGCACCUCAGCUCGGGCCGCCACUGCCGCAACCGCCGCCUGCUCCGGCAGCUCGGGCUGCGCGCCCCGGGGCUGCGCUCUGCAGAUCCUGACUCCAGCCUGAGCCUGCCCCUCCCGCUGGACGUGCCCUCCCUGCUCUCCCAUCCCUCCUUCCUCAUCACCACUGGAUCCAGCACCGGCUACAGCAUGGUCCCCUCUCCUCCUUCCUACCACAAGCUGCUGGUUCCCCAGCACCCCAUCUCUGCCACACACAGGGGUGACCCCACACCCUCCACCUCUGCCAGCCACCCCUCACCGCUGGCCACCUUUCACACCAGGAUUGCACCUCUUGGCCAAAGUGGGCCUGCACCUGCUGCCUCCAGCAGCUCAACACCCCCCUCAUGUCACAGUGGUGUUGGCCUCGUGCUCUUCGGCGCAGGGCUUGUGAGCAAAGCCUUGUUGCAAAGCCUGCUGGAGGAAACGGGCUGCUGCCUGCUGUACGUGGUGGAGAAUCGACUGGAGGAGCUGCAACGUGCCUUUGGCACCGAGAUCCCGGCUGGCACCAAGGUGCUGCAGCAGCAGGAUGCUGUGAUUGCACUCAGUGAUCCACGAGUCUGUGGAGCCAUUAUUUGUUCCCCACCUGAUGAGGCCCCUGAGAUGGUGAGAGAUGCCUUACGAGCAGGUAAAGGUGUGUUCUGCGAGGGGCUGCCCAGCUUGGACAGACAGACAGCACAAUCCUGUUUCGAUGAGGCCGACAGGUGUGGGAGGCCACUCGUGUGUGGGUUCUACAAGCGCUUUGACCCAGCCCUGCAGUUCUUGUUGAAGAAGGUGCGGGACAGCCGGGCCCUGGGCAGGAUCCAUCGGAUAUCCACCAUCAGCAGCCUCUAUCCAGCAGCCUCUCUGAGCCUGCUCAAAGCCUCAGGUGGAAUUUUUUACAAUGCUGCCGUGCAUGACAUAGAUACCAUCAGUUUGUUGUUGGGAGAGACUGUGCCAGAUACAAUAUUUUCCCUGGGUCAUGCCUUCUGUGCAGACAUGGGCUGCCUGGGGGACGUGGACACGGUCACCAUCAGCAUGAAGUUCCCCAGCGGGGCCAUUGUCACUCUGGAUGUCAGCCAGCACUGCACCAGGAGCUGUGACCAGCGGCUGGAGGUUCAUGGGUCUCAAGGGACUUUAAGGGUGGACAACCAGAACCCCUUGGGCAUCACAGAGCAUGGGACUUCUGUGUCCAUCUGUCCCCAGAGCCAAGCUGAGCGCUACAGAGACGCGUACAGGGAGCUCCUCCGGCACUUCCUGAGAACCCUGAAAGGCCUGGAGCCCCCCAUGGUCACCAAGGAGCAGUUCCUCUGGGUGAUCCAGGUCGCUGCAGCAGCUGAGCAGUCCUGGAGGAACAGAUCUGCCGUGGACUUGCACAGCACAGAUCCAGCUGGAGCCAAGGCUGAGCUCGUGUGACAACCACUCAGCUGGGACACAGGGAGGACUUCCCACCCAGUGGCCUCAACAGAAGCCUGGAUGGCACUUUUGGUGUUCCCACUGGGAAUGCCAAGCAGACAGAGGCACUUCUGAACCAGGAGCACUCGGUGCUGGAGCGGUGCAGGGUUCCUGCUACAUCAGCCAGAGCCUGCAGGAAAUUCUGUGUGGUUUCAUCCAGGUGGCUUUUCCUCCUGGAGGGUGCUGCUGGCCACAGAGCUGUUUUCCUGGGAGAAGAGUGGUGCUCCUCAGGCCAGGCAGGGUGGUGUAGGACCAGCAAUAGCUGGGAGGAGGGAGAAGUCUCCCCUUGGAGGAGAAGUCUCCCCUUGGAGGAGAAGUCACAAGCAGGUGCCUUCCCAGCAGUGCCAAAGUGAGGUGAUGUAAUGCUCAAAAACCAGGAGCAUCUGGGCUGUGAGUGUGUUUAGAUUGGAUAUAUGGAAGAAAUUCUUCCAUUUGAGGGUGAUGAGGGGCUGGAAUGGAUAUCCUGGAGAAACUGUGGCUGCCCCAUCCCUGGAAGUGUUCAAGGCCAGGUUGGACAGAGCUUGGGAUAUUGCAAAGUGUCCUGACCUAUGGCAGGGGAUGGGAUGAGCUUCAAGGUUCUUUACAAGCAAACCAGUGUGGGGUUCUGUGAUCCUGUUUGGGACACAGACCCCAGCAGAAGGCACAGCCAGUCAGUGUCUCUGCCUUUGUCAUGUGUGGUUCUGACUGUUCCUGUCUGGCUCUCACAUGCCAAUUUUCAAGAUCAUUUGAAACCUUUUCUUUUUGUAUUUUUAUUGAAUUGCAACAACAUUCUUGACUUCUUCCAUUUCAAGGCAUUAAUUUAUGAACUUUUUGCAAGAACCUUUAGUUCAAUCGAUUUCCAGUUUCUACCUAUGGAAUAUAUACUCCUAAAACUAGAAAUAGUGGUGACAUUUGUGUUCUCUCUGGGAAAUUUUCAAGCUCAGAAAAACUGUGUCUUAAUGCUUGUCCUCCAUUUCAUUCACUAUUUUUUAGCUAUUUAUUGAGGAAAAAAAAAAAAGUUUUAUGUAUCCAGAAGCUGGUUUUUGCCUCUCUGUACUUGCUGUAGCAGUUUAGUACUCAAUGAUGGGUUUCUUUUUUGUUUCAAUAGCUUCAGGCCCUUUGAAAUCCUGCAGGUGAAGGUGAACGUUUACUGUGGUUUAGGAGGACACUUUCUGUCCAAUUGUAAUUUCCAGAUGCAGCAAUUCCCACAUGUGCUUUUAUUGUGUUAAAAAAAAAAAAAAAAAAAAAAAACCAAAAAAACCAUACAAACAACCCAAAACAAAACAAAAGAGAAACCACAGCUAUAAAAAUAACACAUUUUCCAAGGAUAACAUUACAAAAAAUACAAUUCCUACCACAGAGUGAUCCAUUAAUACUGCCAGGAGCAGCCCCAGGAGCACUGGAAAUGGGAGUGGUUGUUGCAAAAGCCUUAAAGCAUUAAAGUGCUUUACUGAGCUGUUUCCUGGGGACACAGAUUCACUGUCUGCCACCCAGGGGAGUUCCCUGUGAGGGCUGGGAUGGCCUCAGGGAUGGUGACUGCAGCUCAGCAGAGGGAGAGGAGGGACAGGAAUCUGCCUGUGUGUGCUGAAGGAGCUGCUUGGGACACCCAGACAGGACCUUGGAGGAGGGUCCCUGGCCCAGGGCUGUGGGUGCAGCACAUCCAGUGAUCACACUCCUGUCCCCCUUGGAGAGGGAACAGCCACUGCCUGCAGGAGAAAUCACACCUCAGCUUCAGCUUCAGCUCUUCUGCUCGAGGGUCCAGGGCUUUGGGAAGGGUAUCCAGCCCCUUGCCCAGCCUGAGGGUGAGGGGAAGCAGGUGCAGGGCUGCCUUUGGAGGCCUCCAGAGGGAGAAUGCAGCAGUGGGAAUGUGCUGGGUGACAUCAUCUCUGUGCAGGUUCCCUCAGGCUGCCCAAAAUCUCAGGGCUGAGGGGGCAGAUGCAGCAGCUCCCUGCCCUCCCUCCCACAGUGACGGCUCCUGUGAUUUCCAGUGCCUUUCCAAGACCUGUUGUGGGACAGUGCCUUCCCAAAUGUGUAGGGAAUAAACAUUCAAGGAGGGAACACGCCUAUUUGUGUCCUUGCUUUCUGUCCAGGCUUUUUUCCCUGUCUGAAUCAACAGAGAAAUUACAGAUGGGAAAAAUGAUAAGGAACAGAAGAGAAUUGGGAAGUCAGUCCAUGCCAUGCUCCAAAAAGAUGGAAUUUACACCAUGGCAUUCCAGCUUGGCAGGUCUGACCUGUCAACAAAGCUCCCUAAGGGAGCAGGGAGGGGUUAUCCAAACCUCUGACUUCCCAGGACAAUCACUGGCUUUCCCCCUCCUCCACAACUGCAUGCAAGAGAGUCAGAGGAAGAAAAAACCAGAAUUUUGAAUAGAUAAGGCUGGAGACAGGAUUCUCUGCAUGUUUACAUGCUACAACAUGAAAUUAAUUUACUUGACACUGCAGUGUCUCAGGAGUCAGUAUCAAUUUUUAUAGCUUACAUGAAAAUAAAUCUUUCCUUACAGCACAA
This is a messenger RNA of Catharus ustulatus (Swainson's thrush), 4108 nucleotides long. Its product is annotated as myo-inositol 2-dehydrogenase-like. Gene Ontology annotation, biological process: NADPH regeneration. Gene Ontology annotation, cellular component: cytoplasm. The transcript has 9 exons. Bases 1 to 1587 code for a protein of 528 amino acids. The record is from RefSeq and is a predicted model, not a curated record. NCBI's taxonomy places the organism in Eukaryota, Metazoa, Chordata, Aves, Passeriformes, Turdidae. Gene Ontology annotation, molecular function: oxidoreductase activity; nucleotide binding.